AUGCCUUUCGAAGAUAGUUCACCUAUGCAUAGUGCAAUUGAUAAAUUAUCUGAUAGAAAUAAACAACAACAUUCAUGUAGCAAGACAAUAGGUCUUUUUAUUGCUCUUAUUUCAUAUAUUCUUGCAUUAACAUUAAUUAUUGAUGAUCUUUUCUUUCAUAGUCAAAUUUUUGGUCGUAUACUUUAUCAUUUUCAUGCACAUACAACUCCAUUAAUUCUAUCUAAAAAAUGGAUUGCACCACUUUGGAUGAUUGUCUAUAGUUUACAAAUUCCUUGGUUAUUCUAUGCUAUAACAACAUUAUGUCGCCGAAAUGGUACUUGUAGUGAUAGUGAUUAUUUAUAUAAAUAUCCUUGUCCAGUAUCUCAAAUACAAUUAUUAACAUUUAGUCUUGGUUGUUGGUCUCAUAUUAUAUUUUUAUAUCUUAUUCAACAUCAAUCAAAUUUUCUUGCAACUAUUUAUAUUAUAUUAGGCACAAUGGCAUUAAUAUUUUGUCUUAUAACAUCAAUAAUUCAUCUUCAUAAUUAUGAACGUGAAUUAUCAACAUGUCAUUUAUUUGGUGAUAUAUGGUCAAUAAGAAUAUUUGUUCAUAAUGGUCUUAGUGUAAUGUUAGCAUGGCAAGUAGUAUUAAUUGUUUUUUCAUCUUUAUAUGCUUAUAAUACAUUAUUAUUACCAUCAAAAACAUUAAAUCAAAUAAAUGAAUCAACAUUAAAUUUAAUUGGUUUAUAUCUUAUUGGUUCAAUAUGUAUUAUAGCAAUAAUAUAUAUUAUAUUAAUGUUAUGUUUAUUUUCAAAUACAUUGUAUCAUGUCAUAGCUGGAUGGAUAUUUCUUGUUUUAUUAAUAUUUAGUUAUUGGUAUGAAGAUGAUCAUCAAACAAAUUUUUUACUUCUUAUAUUAUUUUAUGUAUUAACAGCAUUAUUAUUAUUUAUUGUAUUUCUUCAUUUAGUUUUAACUUUUUUCCGUUAUUCUGGUACAACAUGUAGGUUAUCAAUGAAUUCAAGUAGAAAUAAUUAUCGUCAUGGUAUACUUCAAGGAAAAGAUUGA
Rotaria sordida is the source of this 1041-nucleotide messenger RNA. NCBI's taxonomy places the organism in Eukaryota, Metazoa, Rotifera, Eurotatoria, Philodinida, Philodinidae. The record is from the annotation of a GenBank genome assembly.